UCAGCCCUCCACACCAAAGCUCACCGAAACUCCAACCCCCACCCCCCCUCUCUCUCAAAAUUUCGUGUCUAGAGUGAGAAAGAAUAAAGAAGGGAGAGAGAGUGUAUACAUACAUAUAUAUAUAUAUAAUAUAGAUACAUAUAUAUUAUAUAUAUAUAGAUAGAGAGAGAGAAGUGUGUUAAGAUGGCGAUUCCGGAAGCUGAGCGCCAACGAGUCAGGGCUCGAGCGGCGGUUCGGGAGCCGGUUCGAGGUAGGAUUCCACGACGGCGGUUGCUGAGGGUGGCGUCGGUGGCGUGCGGGAUACAAUUCGGGUGGGCUUUGCAGCUCUCGCUUCUGACGCCGUACGUGCAAGAGCUGGGGAUUCCACACGCUUGGGCCAGCGUGAUAUGGCUCUGCGGUCCGCUCUCCGGCUUCUUGGUCCAGCCGUUGGUCGGCCACAUGAGCGACCGCUCCACCAGUCGAUUCGGACGCCGGAGACCGUUCAUCCUCGCCGGAGCAACUGCGAUUAUCAUCGCCGUUCUCGUCAUCGGCUUCUCGGCCGAUAUCGGAUGGUUGUUCGGGGACAGAGGUGGGACUAAGAAGAGAGCUGUGGUUGCUUUUGUGAUAGGGUUUUGGUUGCUCGAUGUUGCUAACAACAUGACUCAGGGACCUUGUAGAGCUUUGCUUGCCGAUCUCACUGGAAAGGAUCACCGAAGGACUCGAGUGGCAAAUGCUUAUUUUUCGCUUUUUAUGGCUGUUGGUAAUGUUCUCGGCUUUGCCACUGGAGCAUUCAGUAACUGGUACAAGAUUUUCCCAUUCACUGUCACUUCCUCAUGCAAUGUCAACUGUGCCAACCUCAAGUCUGCUUUCAUUCUUGACAUUGUUUUUAUUGCAAUCACUACAUAUGUGAGCAUCUCUGCAGCCAACGAGUUGCCCCUAAAUUCCAACAAUGGAUCUGCCCCUGAAGAAAGGUUGGAGCAGUCAAGCCAUGCUGAAGAAGCUUUCCUCUGGGAAUUGUUUGGAACUUUCAGAUAUCUCACAGGGCCAAUCUGGGUAAUCCUUCUUGUUACUUCCCUGACUUGGAUUGGAUGGUUUCCAUUUCUUCUCUUUGAUACUGAUUGGAUGGGUCGAGAAAUUUAUCGCGGCAAGCCAAAUGAAGGGCAGAGUUAUCAUGUUGGAGUGAGAAUGGGUUCGUUUGGUCUGAUGUUGAAUUCUUUAGUUCUUGGGAUAACUUCAGUUCUGAUGGAGAAGCUCUGUCGGAAGUUGGGAGCCGGUGUUGUGUGGGGAAUUUCAAACAUCCUUAUGUCGUUCUGCUUUGUAUCAAUGCUCAUACUUUCUUACAUAGUGAGCAAUAUGGACUUUGAACCCGAUGAUCUACCUCCAAAUGGUGUUGUAAUUGCUGCGCUAAUAGUUUUUGCAAUUCUUGGCAUUCCAUUGGCGAUCACUUACAGUGUUCCAUAUGCCUUGAUAUCCACACGUAUUGAGUCUUUGGGACUUGGCCAAGGGUUAUCAAUGGGUGUUUUGAACCUGGCGAUUGUGGUCCCACAGGUUGUGGUGUCUGUUGGAAGUGGACCAUUGGAUCAGCUUUUUGGUGGUGGUAACUCACCAUCCUUAGCUGUGGCAGCAGUCGCAGCCUUUGCCAGUGGACUUGUAGCCAUCUUGGCUAUUCCUCGAUCUAGGUCUGAUAAGUCCGGGUCCCAUCAUUGAGGCACGGAGGCUGAAGGCUCCUCACUUUGAGACACUCUCAACUCUGUCAUGAGAGAAGGGAUACAAAUUAAAUGGUUGGUAUUGGAGCACGUAGUCGUCUUGCAGUGUUCCCUUUCCUCAUUCUGUUGGUUCUCCAUAUAUUUAUCUUUUGUCACCCCAUUAGCACCAUUGGUCCCAUACUUUCACACAGCACCAUCAACCCCAUAUGCUCAUCGAGAUAACAUUUUUUAUUACUAGUAAAAAGUGGGGAAAAAAAAUCCUCUAUAUGUAUCCCUCUGGCAAGAAAUUGUUAGAUAGUUUUUGAUCGUAUGUCACUUGAUGGUUCGGUUCAAUCAAAAUUCAUUUUCAGGUUUCUUUGUAA
Molecule: messenger RNA, 2047 nt
Organism: Cornus florida
Lineage: Eukaryota; Viridiplantae; Streptophyta; Magnoliopsida; Cornales; Cornaceae
Product: sucrose transport protein SUC4
Exons: 6
Coding region: 184-1686 (500 amino acids)
Biological process (GO): sucrose transport; transmembrane transport
Cellular component (GO): vacuole; plasma membrane
Molecular function (GO): sucrose:proton symporter activity
Source: RefSeq, a predicted model, not a curated record